This is a messenger RNA of Theobroma umbraticum, 2470 nucleotides long. RefSeq names its product tetratricopeptide repeat (TPR)-containing protein (gene TPR14). Lineage: Eukaryota; Viridiplantae; Streptophyta; Magnoliopsida; Malvales; Malvaceae. Gene Ontology annotation, cellular component: cytoplasm. The record is from RefSeq and is a predicted model, not a curated record. Gene Ontology annotation, molecular function: protein binding.
AUCAUGUCAUCUCGUACCAUCUUUUUAGCCAAAAGAGAGGGAAAACGAGGAGAAUUUCUCUCUUGGCAGCCGCUCCGGGAAGAGGCCAUGCAUAUCAUAUCCUGGGGCUAGACCUGUUUCAACCACCCAUGCCUUUCUCCUUCUAGCCUCUCUCUCUUUCUCUCUCUCUCUCUCUCUCUUAUCUUUUUUGCCUUUUCUUUACCAUUAACAAAUAAAUAAUAUCUCAUUUAUAGCCUUAACUGCAAUUUUUUCCUUGUAUACUUUCAUAUUUUUCACAUUUCGAUUUCAAACACCCAUGUUUCCUCUGCUUGUUUGCUAGAAAAUACACCAUUCCCUCUAUAACAAAGACUGCAUUCUAAGCUAAGAACCUAGAAGGAAAAUAUGGGGGAAAAUUCGCCAGAAACGAAAUCAGGUUGUGGCCUGUUGAAUGCAGUUUUUGGGCGGCGUAAUUUUUGGCCGAGAAGGUCUACUUCUACAGGCUCAUUGCCUAUCAACAACAUCAACAUUAAAACAGCAAGCUCAAACACCAAGAGGCGACGGAGUGGUUCUGAUGAGGCGUCACUUUUUAAUUCUUCGUUGAAUGGACCAGAAGCUCCCCCCAAGUCCAGCACGAAACCGCCUCCAAAUCACCCUAAGCCCCCUGCAGUACUUCAACAGAACCAGGUUCGGAAACCUAAUGAUGAAGCAACCAGAAUAACACCUAACCAAGGAUAUCUCAACCAAGGUAAAAGGGUGCCUAAAGAAGCCGUUAGUAUCUCUGGGGAGCUGGAAAGCAUGAUCGUGGAUCAUCAAAAGACAAAGGGAAACAGUAACCUUGUUCGAGCCUCAUCGAGUAAUGUGAUGCUUUAUGGGAAUUUAGGCAACUUGAGGCAACCUGGAGGAGGAAACACAAAUUCAUAUAACGUUCUUGAUCAACUCCCUAAGACUGCGAGAGAGGAUGUCUCCACACCUAAUGGGAGAUACCCGAAUAGUGUAAUGGGAAACGUGGUGAAGAAACCGGUUGAGGAAAAGCGUACGGGAGAACAGCCAGGUUCUCUCUGCAGAGCUCUUUCUACACGAAUGGACCCAGAAACGUUGAAAAUUAUGGGCAAUGAAGAUUACAAGAAUGGGAAUUUUGUGGAAGCUUUGGCGUUAUAUGAAGCAGCCAUCGCCAUUGAUCCAAAUAAGGCUUCAUAUCGAAGCAACAAAAGUGCAGCCUUAACAGCUUUAGGCAGGAUUCUUGAGGCAGUAUUUGAGUGCAGAGAAGCCAUUCGAAUUGAACCUCAUUAUCACAGAGCUCAUCAUCGUUUAGCAAAUUUAUAUCUCAGGUUAGGGGAAGUGGAAAAGGCAAUAUAUCACUACAAACAUGCAGGCCUUGAGGCUGACCGUGAUGACAUUGCUAAAGCUAAAACUCUUCAGGCACAUUUAAACAAGUGCACUGAAGCUAAAAGACUACGAGAUUGGAACACCCUGCUCAAAGAAACAGAUUCAACUAUUAAUGCUGUUGCAGAUUCUGCUCCACAGAUAUAUGCAUUAAAAACCGAGGCCUUGUUGAAGCUUCACAGACACCAAGAGGCUGAUGAAGCAUUAUCCAAAGGUCCAAAUUUCAACGUUGAUGACUGCACUAAAUACUUCGGCCCAAUCGGUAACGCGAGUUUGCUAGUUGUACGAGCUCAGGUGGACAUGGCCGCCGGCAGAUUUGAUGAUGCCUUGGCGGCGAUUCAGCGAGCGGUGAGGUUUGACCCGAACAACAAAGAAGCAAACAGUGUAAUGAGGAAAGCUAGAGCAGUGGCAGCAGCGAGAUCAACUGGGAAUGAGCUUUUCAAGGCAUCAAAGUUCUCCGACGCGUGCGUUGCUUAUGGCGAGGGGCUUGAUCAUGACCCGCACAACUCCGUCCUGCUGUGCAACCGAGCAGCUUGUCGGUCCAAGCUUGGCCUCUACGAAAAGGCAAUAGAGGACUGCACCCAUGCACUUAAUGUUCGCCCUGGUUACGUCAAAGCUAGACUAAGAAGAGCCGAUUGCAAUUUCAAGUUGGGGAAAUGGGAAGCUUCGAUACAAGACUACGAGAUCUUGCAAAGAGAAACACCGGACAGCGAGGAUGUGAAACGGGCCUUGUCCGAGGCUCAAAUGCAACUCAAGAAACAACGUGGUGAAGUGGUAUAAGACAAGAAGUACGUUUGGAGCUUGAAGCACACGAAAAGGGAGACCAGGCAUUGGAGAAAGAGAAGAAGCUCCGAGGCAGCGACAAAAAGACAGCAACCGAGAAAGAAGAGCUGGUUUUCGUGAUGAUGUUGCCUGUUAGGAGCCAUGUGAAGAUAAGAGCUUUCAAAGAUAUGUCUGGGAUGGAAAAAGUUGCCUUUGCCAUUGUGAGGAAUUUAAACGGGGAAAUUUUGGUACUUUUAGAGUGUGACAUUAAUUAUUUGGUACCAAUUUGAUUAUGUGUGUAUACUCUCUUAAAGGAUUUACUUGAUGUCGCAUUUGAAAAUUAAAA